UCUUAUAGAUAUCUCACUACAACAUACCUUCAAUACCAACACACUUGACACUAUACCAAAUACUAUAAUCAAUUUACAUAACCAAAUUAAACUACUAAGUAGUAUGACUACUCACAGUAUAUCAGAUGAACCUUCAAUCUUUUCAACUCUAAUAGGUCUAAUACCGAAUGAACUUAUCAAGAUUAUCACAAGUUUGUCAUUCAAAAAA
Racocetra persica is the source of this 208-nucleotide messenger RNA. Lineage: Eukaryota; Fungi; Glomeromycota; Glomeromycetes; Diversisporales; Gigasporaceae. The record is from the annotation of a GenBank genome assembly.